AUGCAGAACCACCGCUACAAACCCGCAGACGUGCACGUAGCUUCAAACUGGAUCAACACGAUGUCCCAGGCCUCCAGGUCGUUCCCGGAGGAGCUCGAGUUCUUGUUGCCGCUCAGGCACUGCGGGCUCGGCGGGCUCGAUAUACGGCGUCACGGUCACAGUCCCGAUCAGGUCCCACGCCACAAUGAUGAAGGACAGCGAGCACGGGAAGCCGAUCCUCGUCGUCUGCGACAACGAAUACUUGCACACGUACCGCGACACCAUCUCAGACAGGUUGUUGGAGAACGUGGACGCGAGUUGAAGUGGGCGUUCAACUUGGAGAACGGGGACGACGCGAUGCCGAUUGAGCUGUCGAACAGGCAACUGACGUGCGCCAGCGUGUACAGGAGCAACAUGCCCCUCGCCGUGUACACGAACGUCGCCACCGUCGGAGCGACGUACAACACCGGGGGCAGCGACUUCUGGAGGACCUCGUACCAUUUGCACACGGCUCGGCUGUCCAGAUAG
Parastagonospora nodorum SN15 is the source of this 507-nucleotide messenger RNA. RefSeq lists its product as hypothetical. The coding region runs from base 1 to 507 and encodes 168 amino acids. The record is from RefSeq and is a predicted model, not a curated record. The transcript has 2 exons. Lineage: Eukaryota; Fungi; Ascomycota; Dothideomycetes; Pleosporales; Phaeosphaeriaceae.